Molecule: messenger RNA, 1998 nt
Organism: Closterium sp. Naga37s-1
Lineage: Eukaryota; Viridiplantae; Streptophyta; Zygnematophyceae; Desmidiales; Closteriaceae
Source: the annotation of a GenBank genome assembly
AUGGUCCCGGACGCGGUAUCCCCGGCCCAGGCGGACCGGGGGGGCCGGGGGGACGAGGGGGACCGGGGCAUGGGGGCCCCGGGCAGGGGUUUGGGCGCGGAGGUGGAUUUGAAGGCGGGUUCCAUCCUGGCGCAGGGUUUGGGGGGCGCGGGGAGUAUGUGGGGAGGGGGGAGUAUGGCGGAAGGGGGGACUAUGGUGGCGGACGGGGCGGGGACUUCGGUGGAAGAGGCGGGUUCUUUGAUGAUGCGAACGGUGGACUACAGUGCCACCGUGGCGCUCUACCCCCCUCAACCCCUCUCAACCACCCUCAACCCACCACCCCCCCUUGUAUGCAGCGCGCAGGAUGCAGAGGCGGGGAAUGCAGAGGCGAACAGUGGACUACAGCGCCACCGUGGCACUCUACCUGCACGAGCGCGCACGCCAGUGGGACGCCCGACCGCCCAGCAGCCAGCAUCGCUCACACGACUCCCGCUGCCCCCCCUCACACGACUCCCGCUGCUCCUGAUCUCCUCCCCUUUCACUCUCCUUCCCCCCCCCCCCGUGCAGCUGCUGCCGUGCAUGGGGUACGAGGACCGCCCAGCAGCCAGCAUCGCCUCUCGCUUUGUGCACGCCUCCACCAACAAGAUCCGCUGCCCCAUCAACCAAGUCGUGUGGACGCCCACGGGGCGGCGGCUGCUGACGGGGUCACAGAGUGGCGAGUUCACGCUGUGGAACGGACUCUCCUUCAACUUCGAAAUGCUCAUGCAGGCUCAUCAGGUGGCGGUGAGGAGCAUGGUGUGGAGCCACAACGGCAACUGGCUGGUGUCAGGGGACGACUCGGGAUGCAUCAAGUACUUCCAGACCAACCUGCGCAUGAUGAAAGAGAAUGCCACCGCCCACAAGGAGUCCGUGCAGGGCGUCAGCUUCUCAAGCUCAGACCUCAAGUUCUGCUCGUGCUCGGACGACACAGCAGUGAAGGUGUGGGACUUUGCGCGAUGUCAGGACGAGGUCACCCUCGCAGGCCACCGCUGGAACGUGCUGUGCGUCGACUGGCACCCCUUCAACUCCCUCAUUGUUUCAGGUGGCAAGGACACGCACUCGAAGCUGUGGGACGCGCGUACAGGACGGGAGGUCUGCACCCUGUACGGGCACAAGCGCACGGUGCGAUCAGUGGCGUGGAACCAGAACGGCAACUGGCUCGCAUCGUCCUCCGACGACCAGCUCGUCAAGCUGUACGACAUCCGCACGCUCAAGGAGAUGGAGACGUUCAAGGGGCACACUAAGGAGGUGUCAUCCAUAGCAUGGCACCCCGUGCACGAGGACCUGCUGGCCAGUGGCGGCUCUGAUGGCAGCAUUCUCUUCUGGCUCGUGGGUUCGAAUACAAGUGGGCCGGCAGCAGAGGUGACAAACGCACAUGAGAAUGCGGUGCUCUCACUGGCAUGGCACCCAUUGGGGCACACCCUGUGCAGCGGCAGUCGCGAUCAAAGCACCAAGUUCUGGAGCCGCAACCGCCCGGGUGAUGCUGUGAAAGACCCGAUGGGUUCUGUUAACACUUCGUCCCCUGCUGCUGCUGCCGCCGCCACUCCGGGUUAUGCUGGGCCCCCACCUGCUAAGGAGCCGCCCCCAUCAGCACCACGGCCCGCCUCUGCCCCUCCCUCGUCUGGUCCGGGAAGCGCCGGACCUGGAGGCUUGGCACAUCCGAGCAUGGGAGGAGGUGGGGGACCAGGAGGGGGGUAUUCUGGGCAGGGUGGUUUUGAAGGAGGGGGUAGGCCAGGACCCUUGGGUGGGAUGGGUGGAGGGAUGGGGUAUGGGAUGGAUGUGGGGAUGGGUGGGGAAGGGGGUAUGGGCAGACCAGGGUAUGGGCCUGGGGGGGACAUAGGUCUUGGUGGCUUAGGGGAUGGGUUUCAUGGUGGGGGUGGGGGUCCCAUGGGGCAGUUUGGUCAUGGGCAAUAUGGAGGUCAGGGGAUGGGGCAUGGACCCCCUCCACCACAACCACCCUACCAGCAGCGCUAUCCUUGA